This is a messenger RNA of Schistosoma turkestanicum, 312 nucleotides long. Lineage: Eukaryota; Metazoa; Platyhelminthes; Trematoda; Strigeidida; Schistosomatidae. The record is from the annotation of a GenBank genome assembly.
UGGAAACUAUCCUUCAGGCAAUUCCGUUGCUUCUAAUAUCAAUCAUGGAAUAUCCGAUAUCGUGAACGAGUUCAAUAACGCUUUAUUUAAAGUUGAAACGAAUCAGAGGAAUUUGGAAAUUCAGCGGAUCAAGUACACUAAACUAUUAUCAAAACAAGAUUGGCUUGAUAAAAUCGAUGAAGCAAUGAAUAAUGAUGUAAAUUCAGCAUAAGUGUAAGUGAACGCUGAAGAAUAUACGAAAUGAUUUCCAAAUAAAAUCCUUUUUUAAAUCGUUUUGAUGAAAAACUGGCAGAAAAUAAAGUGUUAACUUUU